CAAGGGUUGGGUCUUUCGUCUCUUUCGGGCUGGCUGCCAAAGUGCCGCUGUCUCUCUUUCUCUCUCUGUCCUUCCUCCUCCUUUCUCUGUUGGCCGAGCAUGCCGACCUCAUGAGUUCGCCAGCAGUCGUCCUUCUUCUCUUCGGCCGCCGCCGCAGGUGGUGAUGGGGCUGCGGGCGGCCUUUGCGUUGCUGGCCCUGGGCUUGCUGGCCGCCGGAGAGCGCGGCACCACGUUCCGCACCAGGGAGCGCCAGGGCGGCAUCACCCUGGGCCAGAGCAAGCCCAAGGAGACGACCCAGCGCGAGACGUACAUCAGGCAGCAUGAGUGGACCAGAGACGAACUCAACGUCGGCCUCGUCGUGCCGCAGACGUCGUUCGGCCGACGCGAGUACACCAAAGCGGUCAAUUCGGUGUUCAACUCAUUCCAGAAAACGCGUGGGCCCAAACUCGAAUUCAUCAAGAUGUUCAACUUUGGGCCGCAGCAAGUACGACAGAUCAACAUGACCCUCACUCCUAGUCCGACAGCGAUUCUGAACACACUAUGCAAGGAGUUCCUCUCGGUGAACGUGUCGGCAAUUCUGUACCUGAUGAACCACGAGAAAUACGGCCGAUCCACGGCCUCGGCGCAAUACUUCUUGCAGUUGGCCGGCUACUUGGGCAUUCCGGUGAUCGCCUGGAAUGCGGACAACUCGGGCCUCGAAAGGCGAGCGUCGCAGUCGAGCCUGCAGCUGCAGCUGGCGCCUUCCUUGGACCACCAGACAGCAGCCAUGCUCAGCAUCCUUGAACGCUACAAGUGGCACCAGUUCUCGAUCGUCACUUCGCAAAUCGCCGGCCACGACGACUUUGUGCAGGCGGUCCGCGAGAGGAUCAUUCUUAUGCAAGAUCGCUUCAAAUUCACCAUACUGAACACUGUGGUGAGAACGCGAGCCGCCGACCUAAAGGAGCUGCAAAACAGCGAGUCCAGAGUGAUGCUUCUCUAUUCGACCAGAGAUGAGGCGCAAAUAAUAUUGAAGGAAGCCAGGGAGUUAAAGUUGACCGGCGAGAACUACGUCUGGGUUGUCACGCAAAGUGUCAUCGAGAAUAGACAAACCAUGUCCCACUUUCCAGUUGGAAUGCUAGGGGUGCACUUCGACACGAGCAUGAGCAGCCUGGUGAGCGAGAUCACGACCGCCAUCAAAGUAUACGCGUACGGUGUGGAGGACUUCGUCAACGACGCUCGCAACAAGAACCUGACGCUGAACACGCAGCUGUCCUGCGAGGGCAUCGGCGAGUCCAAGUGGAGAGUCGGCGAUCGAUUUUUCAAGUAUUUGCGCAACGUAAGCGUCGAGUCGGACCAGCACGGCAAACCCAACGUGGAAUUCACAGCGGACGGUGUGCUGAAGGCGGCCGAGCUGAAAAUCAUGAAUCUGCGCCCCGGCGUGAGCAAACAGCUGGUCUGGGAAGAGAUCGGCGUAUGGAAAUCGUGGGAUAAAGACGGUCUUGACAUCAAAGACAUCGUGUGGCCAGGCAACAGUCACACUCCUCCUCAGGGUGUUCCUGAGAAGUUUCACCUCAAAAUCACCUUCUUAGAGGAACAACCCUACAUCACGCUGACCCCACCGGAUCCAAUAACCGGCAAAUGCUCCAUGAACCGCGGCGUCCUCUGCAGGGUUGGAACCGAUCCUGAAUUGGCGCCAGCUACAGGGUCGGAGCCCCCGAAAACUUACCACAACGGCAGCAUGUACCAGUGCUGCUCCGGCUUUUGUAUCGACCUGCUGGAAAAGUUCGCCGACGACCUGGGCUUCACGUACGAACUCGUACGUGUCGAGGACGGAAAGUGGGGCACUUUGGAGCAUGGCAAGUGGAACGGCCUUAUCGCAGAGCUGGUGAACCGAAAGACAGACAUGGUGUUGACGUCGCUGAUCAUCAACGCGGAGCGGGAAAGCGUGGUCGACUUUUCGGUCCCCUUCAUGGAGUCUGGCAUCGCGAUUGUGGUGGCGAAACGCACCGGCAUCAUCUCGCCAACGGCCUUUCUAGAGCCCUUUGACACCGCCUCGUGGAUGUUAGUCGGUGUGGUGGCCAUCCAGGCCUCCGCCUUCACCAUAUUCCUCUUCGAGUGGCUCAGCCCAUCCGGUUUCAACAUGAAAGUCAGCCAGCCCCAACCAGUUACGCCACCGGUCAAUGGGAAAAAUCCGAACAACCACCGUUUUUCGCUGUUCCGCACAUACUGGCUCGUGUGGGCAGUCCUCUUCCAAGCGGCCGUCCAUGUUGACUGCCCUAGAGGUUUCACGGCGCGCUUCAUGACCAACGUGUGGGCCAUGUUCGCCGUGGUGUUUCUUGCCAUCUACACUGCCAACCUGGCCGCCUUCAUGAUAACCAGAGAAGAAUAUCACGAUUUCGUGGGAAUCGACGAUCACCGGCUCGCAAAGCCAUUUAGCCAUAGACCGAGCUACAAAUUCGGCACAAUCCCUUGGAGCCACACUGAUUCAACCCUGAAGCGCUACUUCCCCGAUAUGCACGCCUACAUGAGAAGUUUCAAUAAAACUUCAGUCGAGUCAGGCAUAGAAGCCGUCCUCUCAGCGGAGCUGGACGCCUUCAUCUACGACGGCACCGUGCUUGAGUAUUUGGUGUCGCAAAAUGAGGAUUGCCGCUUGCUGACGACUGGCAAGUGGUACGCAAUGACGGGCUACGGCCUCGCGUUUAGCCGAAACUCCAAGUACCUUGACAUGUUCAACAGAAGGAUGCUUGACUUUCGGGAAAAUGGUGAUCUUGAGAGGUUACGGCGAUAUUGGAUGACGGGAACGUGCAAGCCUGGGAAGCAAGAGCACAAGUCGAGCGACCCCCUCGCCCUGGAACAAUUCUUGUCCGCGUUUCUUUUGCUCAUGUCCGGAAUCCUGUUAGCGGCGCUGCUGCUUUUCUUAGAACACCUUUACUUCAAGUACGUGCGGCACCACUUCGCCAAAACAGACAAGCCCGGAUGUUGCGCCCUCAUCAGUCUUAGUAUGGGCAAGUCUUUAACAUUCCGAGGCGCCGUGUACCAGGCGCAAGACAUGCUGCGAAAUCACAGGUGUCGUGACCCAAUCUGUGACACACACCUGUGGAAGGUCAAGCAUGAACUGGACCUGGCGAGAAUCAGGAUUAGACAGCUGGAGAAGCAACUUGAAGCUAAUGGCAUCAGACCCUCGCCCAGUCGGUUGCUGGAUUGCGUGGAAUCGCUCAAAGUUGAGAGAGACUAUCGGGACAUGCCAAGAAACUGCAUUUCCACGACGGACCACUCAGCCGCCUUCUACCCGGCGUCCUACUAUAACAGUCCUUCGCGGAGGCAGUGUCGGACGGAAAUAGCCGAGAUGGAGACUGUUCUCUGAUCCUCAGCCCGCGCUUCGCCUAACUCCGAACUGGAGGACCGCAAAUUCAUCCCUAUCCCUUACUGAAGUGCGAGGGCGGUUUUGAAGCUAGCGCGGGCUCGAAUCAAAACGACUCGAUCAGAGCAAGAUCCAAGUCAAAAACAUGCGAGAGGAGAAAGAAAACAAACUGUUUUUAAAACCAAAACUCUGCAUGAGAUCGGACGAAGGAGUUUUUCCGAAGAAUGAAGAUUGAAGCUGGACGUGAAUGGAUGCGGUAAUAGAGAAUUAUGUCUUUCAAUGUUCAGAGGGGAAACGAAAUGGUGGGUCUAACGAACGUGCAGCUCUUAGCCAUAUUUUACAGCUCAAGCGGAAAAUGCGUUCAACUAAUCUACUGGUAUCGGGCCCAUCGCACCGGUUUUCAUGUGAUUUCAAGUCCUGCUGUGCAAUUUGAAAGCUUUGAGAUAUUUUUCAUGUUUUUAUUGGCACGCUUUAAACAGAAAAAUAAACGUUAAUCGAUAAUCGCAUAAAACACCUACACCUUAAAAUUGUUUUUCCUUAUUAUUUGAAAUUUAUUAUUUUUUAAUGGAAACACAUCUAAAGAAUUUCCAUUAGAGUUAAUAAGAUUCUGUGAAUUGAAGCACUCGUUAAAGCUAAUUUAUAAGUUUUCAUUGAUUUUAUAGAAUUAAAAUAUCAAUGCAAUGUUCCUCUCAUAUAAAAACCGGUGCAAAUGCCAAGUACCAAGUAUUUGUAUCGCAUGGUUGACUAAUGUGUAAAUAAACAAAAUUGUAUAUAUUUUAACACGCGUCGCUCGGAUCAAGCAAAAAAACCAGGGAAACCAGAUGAACCAGCACGUGCGCCCCAACAGAUGUAAUAUAUAUUAAUAUGCAAUUUUUAAUUAUACUAAAGAAUUGAAUCAUCGCAUUUACCCGUGAAAAAGGUAUUUGCAACGUGAAAGCACUGUUCUGCAUUGAUUUUUUUUCCAACAAAGCAGAAGAAGUAUGUGAGACUGUGAUAUCUUUAUCCGCGGGUACUUCACUCUCUCUCAAACGAGCCACAGAAAAUGAAAUAUAUAUUAUACAAACAAACACUUUCACGAUAUGAAUAAGUUAAACAAAAGUAUGUUGUCUAUCAGAUUUUAAAAGAUGCAACCAAAAGCAAACUCAUAUUUUCCUUUGCAUACUAUCUUUGGUCUGUGUUUGUCCAGUGCAUGUCUUGUGAAAUUCAGUGUAUAAAACCCGUAGUGGCGUCCUGUCGUUGUCAAUAUCUUCCAUGAGUAACGAGUGAGAGAAAUUCUGACCAUGCAUUGACAAAAGAAAUUUAAUUGACAUAUUGCAACAUUUCAGCAAGUUAGUUUGUAUGAAAAAAUGGCAGAAAUUAUCAGAUUAUACACGAAUACCCUCUUUUUCUAUCCACGCCAAAUCAAUUUAUCAACCUAAGCCACAUUAUCGUGGGUUUCGUGCCAUUUUGCCGGGUCAAUUCAUUUUACACGUCGACCUUUAUCAUUUCAGCUAGAAACUUGACAGUUUUGGCUGUCCUCCGGAGUGUGAGUGAUACUCAUAAAUCUGCACACGAAAACAAUGGUGGUCAAAACUGUCUCUCACGCCGUUGCGCUCCCAAAAAUUUAUCUCUUCUUCUAUAAAACACGCGCGCAUUCAAAAGAGUCGGCUAACCGUUAAUAAUUGAUCACACGAGUCGCGCGCGUGUGCACGUUAGCCGUUCUAUUAGACACAAACACACACACAUCCACACAUUGUAUAUCUCCGCAUUCAAUAAAGACUGGCAUCAAUCAUUAACACGUCGUGAGAGUAUUAGAGUCACAUCAGGCCUAACGAGUUUUAAAUCGCGGAAAACACGUGUUUCAAAGUUUAACCAAAAAUUAAAGUGUUCUAAAUUAUGGUUAAUCUGCCUGUUGAUUAGGACCGAACCGGCAGAUGCUGGAACGUGUCUGUUUUUAAAAGUUACACUGAAUUAAAUAGAAGCAGAGCUAAAUACAAAAUCUUACGGCACUUUUCCCUACAGUAUUAUUAAACUAGAGAAGAAACGCGUUAACGUUUUAUUGAUUAAAAUACGAAAAAUGUGUUUCGAUAUUAAAAAAAACAAAUAGUUGGGGGAAAACAAAUGCUGAGGAAUAAACGUUUAGCGAAAUUUAACUAUUUAAUAUAACAAGAACGGUGUGUUAAAAUUUGGACGGAUAAAAAUAUCUUCACGUGGUAUUUUGCAGUGCCAAAAAUUUAAUCCUCAUAUCUAAUGACUUUUUGCUUUUAUAACUAGUAAAUUUAUUUAAGAAAUGAUACAGCUAGGAGUGAACAACACAGUUGUUGAUGCUAAAAAAUAAUAUUUGAAAAUUUAUUAAUUUAAUACUAAGAUUUUAAAAACUUUCAUUCAUUGAUUACAAUUUUUCAGUCCAAAAAAUUUACCACAUUUUCAGCCGACGAGAUUUACUAUUUAAAGUUGUACGAAGGUUGCACCAAUGUCGCUGCGAGAGCACAGUCAUGGCAUUUGGUAGACGAUCUUUAAAAGCCCAUCUUUUCUCUUUCCCCGAAGGCUCAAUGAGGCUGCCGUCGUAUACCAGUUGAAUAAUAAAUUAUGGGCGACCGCUCUGGGCGACUGCCUUGAAUACAUUCAAGAAUAUUCAGCAGCCGAACCCCUGGUAGAUUUAGUAGUAGGCAGUUCGUUGGACUUUGACGUCACGCAGGUUGCCUACUUUCCGCCAGCGCCCCAACUUUCUUGUUCUGUCGGCUGAGCUACUCCCUUCUUUUAAAUCUCCCUCCUAUAUAAUACCCAUCUGGUAUUUAAAAAAUAACGAUGAAAGCUCCAAAAAAUCAUUGCUGAACAACACAUUAUUAACCUUGUUUUAGGCUCAGCAAACAUGCUUCUUUUGUCAUGAAAAUAUAUUGUCCUUUAAAUAAACGAUUUGUCUCUAGAUAAUCACAAUAAAAGCUACAUUUGCUGUUAAAGAAAAGAACAAGUAAAAAGGUUGAUGUGCCAAAAUAUUUGUUAUACGCAUAAUAUUACAUAAGCUUCGAUGAAAAGAUCCUAGGGCUUAUUUAUAAUGGCUGUGUUUGUAAUUCAUGUGCUUGGGGUUGUGUGAACAAGCGGCGUAUUUGUUACCAUAACAUGAACUAUAUAUUUAUGUUGAGUGUUGAUCACACACGUGCGCGUUCCAUGCGAAUUGAAAAACUAUAAAAAUGUUAAUAAUGAAAAAGAUGCCAAAAUGUCUUGAGAGUGCAGCACACAUCUCAUUAGGCGGGUGUUUUCCAUAGAUUUUUGGUGCUGCAAAAGACUUGAAUACACUCGACGUGUUCGAGAAAUGCAAAUCCCUGUCAAAGAGCGGUUCACUGUAAACUUUCGUUGAUGAUUUUUCUGGUCGUCGUUUUGAAUGGCGUGCCAGCAUAUGGCUCAAUUUUUCAUUUUCGCAGCAGCCGCGGCAUUAAACAAAUCUCGCCACAGAUUCAUUUCAUAGAAUGAACAUGUGCCAAAAACAUGAGAAUUUCUGUGUUUCUUCUCAGCUCCUUCGUGGAGUUUUGAAAAGUACAAAGCUAUGAUAUGAAAUAAUAAUAAAAAAAUACCUCUCACCACGAAAAAGCAUCGAUUUUGGAAAAUCCGGACCAGCCGAUUUUGGAGCACAGAUUUUCUCAUUGAGAAGAAUGUUUAUCAGAUUUAAUUGAUUGAUGGCUAUAUCAUGGUAAUGUGUGUUAUCAAGAAAUUUAAAGAUUACGUUAUCUAAUGAAACCUUCCGAGACAGAAAUCUCCUGAACUUCUAACGCACUGUUAUUGUUAUGCAAUAAAUUAAUACAAAAAUGAAAAUCACCGUAAUUAUCAAAAAAUGUCAUCCCUCUGUGUAAAUUUGUUAGAUGUCAUCCCCAGCAUUCCCAGUGGUAUAUUUUUCUUUGAUUCGUAAAGUUGUAAUGAUUAUAACAGCUAUUACCACUGCAUGACAUGCACAGGCAGAAAGUGGCUGUAAAGAGGGAUUUUGCGAGAGGUGCACGUGCCUCGUCGUUUUCAUGGCAGCAUCGUGUGUCCAUUUAUUUCACCUGCACUUAAAAAUUUUCAUCUCACCAUUCUCACCUCUCUUUCAAUCACCAAACACCUAUGCUAAAUUAUUUAAAUCACCUCUAUUAACUAAUGAAGAAAAUAAAUGGUCAAGUCGUAGAAGAAAUACGCGAUUUUUGCGUGCACUGUGUAGCAAACUAUUUCUAUUGCCGACGACACAAGACAACGUCGCACUGCACUGUGCGCGCAAAAUUUACUCGAACCAAUUUAAAAGACGCGUUUAAAAUCACUGUAAUAAAAUAGCAUUAGAGAUGUUUUAAUAAAUGGCUAAAAUAAACUCUUCUGAAAGAAA
Molecule: messenger RNA, 7667 nt
Organism: Cloeon dipterum
Lineage: Eukaryota; Metazoa; Arthropoda; Insecta; Ephemeroptera; Baetidae
Gene: Nmdar2
Product: NMDA receptor 2
Exons: 17
Coding region: 164-3343 (1059 amino acids)
Biological process (GO): monoatomic ion transport
Cellular component (GO): plasma membrane
Molecular function (GO): NMDA glutamate receptor activity
Source: RefSeq, a predicted model, not a curated record